This is a messenger RNA of Impatiens glandulifera, 2946 nucleotides long. Its product is annotated as protein ALTERED SEED GERMINATION 2-like. Gene Ontology annotation, molecular function: protein binding. The transcript has 22 exons. The record is from RefSeq and is a predicted model, not a curated record. The coding region runs from base 1 to 2931 and encodes 976 amino acids. Gene Ontology annotation, biological process: negative regulation of fatty acid biosynthetic process. Gene Ontology annotation, cellular component: Cul4-RING E3 ubiquitin ligase complex; cytoplasm. NCBI's taxonomy places the organism in Eukaryota, Viridiplantae, Streptophyta, Magnoliopsida, Ericales, Balsaminaceae.
AUGGAGGAGGAGGAGGAGGAGGAGUCACGACGACGACGGUGUUGUUUUGGCGAUGGCAAUAUCAACCACAUGAUUGAGCGCCGAUCUCUUGGCCACCGAGGGCCGCCGGAACGCACUCCUCAAAUGCACUCCUCUUUUCUACGGAGACUUUCACUUGAAACCGAGUUACAGGGCCAUACUGGUUGUGUUAAUGCUAUUUCAUGGAAUUCCUCGGGAUCACUCCUUAUUUCUGGAUCAGAUGAUGCUCGGAUUAACAUAUGGAGUUAUUCAUCUCGCAAACUUCUCUCAACUAUUCAGACAGGUCACUCAGAAAACAUUUUCUGUACAAAAUUUCUUCCUAAAACAUCUGACCACUUACUGCUAUCUGCUGCUGGAGAUUCCCAGGUACGCCUUUUUAAUCUGUCCCGACUAGCAGGAACGUCAGGAUUAAUGGAUGAUCAUCCAUCAUCUCUUUUCCAGUGUCACCGUGGGAGAGUUAAAAAGUUAGCUGUGGAGAAUGGAAACCCUAACGUUGUAUGGAGUGCAAGUGAAGAUGGAACGUUGAGGCAGCAUGACUUUCGGGAGUGUUCAUCUUGUCCUCCUCCUGCUGCUGCUGCUUCUGGAUCAUCUCAUCAACACUGCCGCAAUGUCUUACUUGACUUGCGAUGCGGAGCAAAGAGGUCUUUAGCUGAACCUCCAAAGCAGUUACUUUCUUUGAAGUCAUGUGACAUUAGCUCCACUAGACCUCAUUUGCUUCUUGUGGGUGGAAGUGAUGCAUUUGCACGCUUGUAUGAUAGACGGAUGCUUCCACCACCACAUGAGUCGUCGUCAUCUUACAACAACAACAAAUUGGGUCCACCUCCCCCCUGUGUCAGCUACUUCUGUCCAAUGCAUCUAUCUGACCACCACCAGGAUCGUUCAAGUUUACAUCUCACUCACGUUGCAUUCAGUCCUCAAGGAGACGAAGUGCUUCUCAGUUACAGUGCCGAACAUGUAUACCUGAUGGAUGUGAAUCAUGGAAGUGGAAAUGCCAAACAAUACAACUCAAGGGAUUGUUCAAAGUUGACAAGUUACAGUCCCACACUCGAUGGAGUUAAAUUAGAGUCAUUGCCAUCUUCCUCGCUCUUGAAUGGAAUGUCUUCAGGAAACAGUGUUUUUAAUAAGCUUGACAAGUGCAGAAAGCUGGUUGAGUUUGCUGAAAAUUGCUUAAACGAGGACACAAACUAUUUUUAUGGUAUCGAGUCUUGCAAUGAAGUCUUAGAUAGUUAUUUCAAUGGAAUUGGUGCUGUGCUAUUGCAUAGAUGUUUAUGCGUGCGUGCAGCUUUAUUGCUUAAGCGGAAGUGGAAAAAUGAUGUUCAUAUGGCCAUAAGAGAUUGUUAUGCUGCACGGAAGAUUGACUCUUAUUCUUACAGGGCACUCCACCUACAAUCGGAAGCCUUGUUGCAGUUGAGAAAGCAUAAAGAAGCCUUGGACUUUGCUCUUGCUGCUCAAGCAUUAGCACCACAUGAUUCUCCGGUUACAGAAACUGUGGAGAACAUCAAAGCCCAGCUUGCUGCAGCUGAAGCUGAAACAAAAGACAAGGAAAAUGGUGAAGGGCCAAGGUCAGGACCUCGAAAAGGAAGAGGAGGGUUAUCAUUGAGUGACAUACUGUACCACCCAGAGGCAAAUAUUGAUGAUGUUUCCCAAGAUGAUUAUGAUGAGGAACUUGAAACAUCAAUAUUGCGAGAAGUCGACGAUGAAGGGCGUGAGAUUGAAUCAUCCAACAACAUUCGACGUGACAGUAUAAAUGUGAGAAGUCGUGCAAAUGGCUCAUGUAGUUCCUCCUCCCUUUCAUCAUUUUCUCGCACUAGUACUUACAAGCUGCCUGAAGUAGCUGUUGAUAUGAAGCAGCGAUAUGUAGGGCACUGUAAUGUGGGAACUGAUAUAAAACAAGCUAGUUUUCUUGGUCAGAAAGGUGAAUAUAUUGGGAGUGGGAGUGAUGAUGGAAGAUGGUUUAUUUGGGAGAAAAGAACAGGUAGAUUGAUAAGAAUGCUUGUAGGAGAUGAAGCUGGUAUGUAUGUAUGUAUGUAUAUCUGGAGUCCAUCAGCAGCAGCAGCAGCAGCUGGUUGUUCAAGAGGAUGGCCAUGGGAGGAGAAUGGUAACAUAUUGGAUGUCAUGGAAAACAAUCAGCGUCAACUAUAUCGUGGAACCAUCGUAGAUCUAGAUAGAAAGAGAGAGAUGAUGAGCUCAAGCAGAUCAUCAUCAUCAUAUGUUAAUAAUAAUAAUAUUGUUCCUCGGAUUAUUAAUAAUAAUGGGAUUCCAAUAAUAACAAGGCCGAGUUGGCCUAAUUCUUCAUAUAUCUGCUUCGGCAAAUUCAAUCUCACCUACCAUCGCCGUCGACGUUAUUCAUGGCCGAUACGACGUCGCCACAACAAAUCAUGCAGCAGCAGGGAUUUAGUCGUCUACAGCAGCCUCGAUCCUGCCGGAGUUGGACCGCCGCCGCCGCCGCCACAUUCUAAUUGGAAAAGUUGGAUUCUUGGAAUGGCCAUAACUGUGAUUCUCCCCUUUCUGAGGCACAAAUUUGGACCAUCAUUAAUGUUGUUAUUAACAAAUGAUAGAGUUGAAAAUGUGGUUGAGAAAGCUGAAGCUGUGGCGGAGUUAAUAGAAAAGACUGCUGAGACGGUGGGGAAGGUGGCGGAGGAAAUCUCCGACGAGCUUCCUCGAGGCGGAAAGCUCAGAAACGCCGUUGACUUUCUCGAAACUCUCGCCAAAGAAACUGCUAAGGAUGCUCAUUUGGUAGGAGACUUAAUCGACCAGGUGCAGGAUGUUGAGAAUGUAGUUGAAAAUAUUAUCCAAGACAAUAAUAAUAAUAAUAAUAAUAAUAAUAAUGAGAUUAGUGAAAAUAUGAAAAAGGACGACGAAAACAACCUCCACCACAGCAACCAGGAAAUAUCAAACAAUAAUAAUAUAUAGUACUUUAAUUAGUUG